Messenger RNA from Galeopterus variegatus (Sunda flying lemur), 6129 nucleotides. RefSeq names its product melanoma inhibitory activity protein 3-like. Gene Ontology annotation, biological process: vesicle cargo loading; protein secretion; endoplasmic reticulum to Golgi vesicle-mediated transport. The record is from RefSeq and is a predicted model, not a curated record. NCBI's taxonomy places the organism in Eukaryota, Metazoa, Chordata, Mammalia, Dermoptera, Cynocephalidae. Gene Ontology annotation, cellular component: endoplasmic reticulum membrane; endoplasmic reticulum exit site. Gene Ontology annotation, molecular function: protein binding.
AUGGCUGCGGCGCCGGCUGUGCUGCUGCUCUGGCUGUUGGCGCUCGUGCCGCCCCGGUGGGUGCCGGCGCAGCCUCACGCGAGCGCGGGCCCGCGCUUCUCGGAGCACAAACUCUGCCCAGACGACGAGUGCAGCAUGAUAAUGUACCGGGGUGAGGCUCUAGAAGAUUUCACAGGCCCGGAUUGUCGUUUUGUGAAUUUUAAGAAAGGUGACCCUGUAUAUGUCUACUAUAAACUGGCGGGGAGAACACCUGAAGUUUGGGCUGGAAGUAUUGGACAUGUUUUUGGAUAUUUUCCAAAGGAUUUAAUCAAAGUAGUCCAUGAAUAUACUAAAGAAGAGCUACAAGUUCCAACAGAUGAGACAGAUUUUGUUUGCUUUGAUGGCAGAAGAGACGAUUUUGAUAAUUAUAAUGUAGAAGAACUUUUAGGGUUUUUGGAAUUAUACAAUUCUGCAACUGGAGAUUCUGGGAAAGCUGUAGAAAAAACUUCUCUGCAUGUGCAUGUGGAAAAAACUCCUGAAGUAUCGAAGGAAAAUGAACCUGAACCUGAGCCAGAAGAAGCCAACUCAGAGGAAAACAAAAGUGUGUUUCUAGAACACACUAAUGGUCUCAAGGAACGGUUUAUAGCUGAGAAGAACCAUGCAAACAGUCAAAUGGGUGAUGCUAAGGGAGAGUAGUGUUUGUUUGAACCUCUUGAAGAAAUGCUGCAAGAUCAAUUAAAAGUGCCACAAAGUGAAAACAACAAAACCAGCAAUAGUUCUCAGGUGUUGAGUGAACAGGAGAAGAUUGAUGCUUAUAAACUUUUGCAAAUGGACAUGACUCUGGGGCCAGCCCGUGGCUCACUCGAGACACCAAGAUCAUUCAUCCCGGAUAGCAAACAGGAGACACCAAGAUCAUUCAUCCCGGAUAGCAAACAGGAGACACCAAGAUCAUUCAUCCCGGAUAGCAAACAGGAGACACCAAGAUCAUUCAUCCCGGAUAGCAAACAGGAGACACCAAGAUCAUUCAUCCCGGAUAGCAAACAGGAGACACCAAGAUCAUUCAUCCCGGAUAGCAAACAGGAGACACCAAGAUCAUUCAUCCCGGAUAGCAAACAGGAGACACCAAGAUCAUUCAUCCCGGAUAGCAAACAGGAGACACCAAGAUCAUUCAUCCCGGAUAGCAAACAGGAGACACCAAGAUCAUUCAUCCCGGAUAGCAAACAGGAGACACCAAGAUCAGCCAUAGAUUAUACUGGCCCUGAAAAUGUAGAAGAUUGUGAAAGAAAUAAUGUAGAAGUCCCUGAAGGAAAUAAUGGGAAAGACCCAGAAGUGGACACAGAACUUCACAUUAGAGGCAAAAGGAAGGAAGUUCAAGAACCUGAGAGGGCCCUGGUACAAAGUGAGAGUGAAUUAGACGGUGAGAGGCAGGAGGAGAUGGCUGUGCACAGCUCUACUCCAGACAGUAACCCUGACUCUUUAUUAGCUGCUGAAAAGGGUAAAGACAUAUUAAAAUCUACCUCUGGUGACAGAGAAAAUUACCAGAAAGGAGCAGCUAUUCAUAUCUCAGAAUGCACACACCACGGAGAAAAGCCUGGGGAGCUGAUUUUGGAAGGUGGCUCAGAGAGUGGAUCUGUACAUAACGCUGCAGGGAAUCAAAUGAAUGAAGAAAAGAUUAAAUGGGUCCUUGGACAUGUGCCACUUUUGGGAGAUAAUCCACAUAAUGCAUCCAGAGACAGUGUGGCAGAAGUGAAUGUUUUGGUAAGUGAACCAGAACCACACAUGCCUUCAAUGGAGCAUCAACAUGAGGAAUUGAAAGAGGAAGUAUUUCUUAAAACUCAAAAUCAGCCUAGAUUCUCCUCUCCAGAUAAAAUCAGUUUGCCGAGAGAACAGAAAGCAGAGGCUACCUCUCCAGGAAGAAAUCUUUCCGAGCAAUGAGGAAGAGCUGUGGCCGCUGCAGGCAGCGAGCGUGUGAGUGAGAAGACAAGGCCCACUGCGGCACGCGGGAGGCAGACCAGACUGACAGCGCACGGGCCAGGUUUCCAUGCUGAAAAUCCAGAAGCAGCAGAGGAUGACUAUCCCCCUGAAGAGCUACUGGAAGAUGAAAAUGCUGUCAUUGCAAAACAGUCUAGAGAGAAGAGCCCUGGGACUCAAAACAGGCAGGCAGACGUAAAUGUGCAAGUCGCCGAAAGAGCAAUUUCAGGAACCAUUAACCCUGAUCUGGAAACUGAAGAAAACAAACAAGAAACCAGUAAGAUUUGGGAUAAAAGGAAAAGGGAACCUGUGGACGAAGGAGUAGACACAAUAAGCAGGGAUCCACGCGGUAUGGUGGUGGAAAAAGAAGACAGCCCUCUGGUAGAUAAGAAAGCACAGAAACCGUCUGACGUAAGUGACUUCCCGGACAAGGAGAAAACUAGGACUCCAGAGCUAGACGAACCAUUUCAGAAUAAAGAUGAUCUGGAGAAAGACAACCCAGAGGAACCCCUCGGGGUUGCAGAGAAGCCUGGCGGAGAACUCUUGAAAGAGGACCCAGGUGGUAUGGUGGUGGAAAAAGAAGACAGCCCUCUGGUAGAUAAGAAAGCACAGAAACCGUCUGACGUAAGUGACUUCCCGGACAAGGAGAAAACUAGGACUCCAGAGCUAGACGAACCAUUUCAGAAUAAAGAUGAUCUGGAGAAAGACAACCCAGAGGAACCCCUCGGGGUUGCAGAGAAGCCUGGCGGAGAACUCUUAAAAGAGGACCACGAGGAUAUAGAGAAAUUCAUGGACACAGAAUACCAGGGGUCUGUUUCUGAAGAACUUGAAGAUGACCUGUCCCACUGGACUCCACAUACACCUGCAGGUGUACACAUACAUCAGCAUAGUGACCAUAGGGAGGACUUGCGUAUAAUAAGCAGCUUCUGUAAAGAAGAGCAGUCUUUGCAGCAGUUCCAGAAGUACUUCGAUGUCCAUGAGCUGGAAGCCAUGCUACAAGAAAUGUCAUUAAAGCUGAAGUCAGCACAGCGGGAGAGCCUCCCCGACAAUGUGGAAAAAGUCCUAGAUAAAGUCUUCCAUGCUUCUGACUCACAAAUUCUGAACAUAGCAGAGAACAUGCUCGAUACACGUGUGUCCAAGAACAGAGAUCUGGGAAUGAAGGGAGAUAAUAUAUUUGAAGAGGCUGCGGUGCUAGGUGACAUUCAAGACCUGAUCUAUUUUGUCAGGUACCAGCACUCGACAGUGGAGGAGACUGCCCCACUGGUAAUGGCACCACCCCUAGAAGAGGGCUGGGGCGGACCCAUGGAAGGUAAAAUACCUGCCUGUGGCCUUGUAGAGCAGGGCUGGAGAAGAAGGUGGGGAAGGGGGUUGCUGAAGUGCCUCAUACCUUAUCCAGCGAUGGAGUCAGUCCCUGCCAUUGUGCCUCCUGUCGCCACGUCGGACAGGGCGCUUUGGGGACCCCUGUCGGUGCUGUACACAGCCCUCACAGCCAAGCUGCUGGAGUUUGUUGCUACAUUGCCUGAUGAUGUUCAGCCUGGGCCAGAUUUCUAUGGACUGCCAUGGGAACCUGUACUUAUAACAGCCUUCUUGGGAAUUGUUUCAUUUGGUGUAUUCUUCUGGAGAACUGUCCUUGUUGUAAAGAGUAGAGUUUAUCAAGUCACUGAACAGCAAAUAUCUGACAAGGUGAAAAACAUCACAAGAGAAAAUAGAGAACUUGUACAAAAGUUGUCAGAUUAUGAACAAAAGAUCAAGGAAUCAAAGAAAUAUAUUCAAGAAACCAAGAAACAAAAUAUGAUUCUUCGUGAUGAAGCAAUUAAAUAUAAGGAUAAAAUCAAGACACUUGAAAAAACUAAUGAAAUUCUGGAUGACAGAGCUAAAAGUCUUCGUAUUACAUUAGAAUCUGAGAGAGAACAUACUGUCAGGAAUCAGGACUUGAUAUUAGAAAACAGGAAAUCUAUAGAGAAGUUAAACAAUGUUAUCUCCAUGAAUGCUUCAGAAUUUUCAGAGGUUCAAAUUGCUCUUAAUGAAGCUAAGCUUAGUGAAGAGAAGGUGAAGUCUGAAUGCCACCGGGUUCAAGAAGAAAAUGCUAGGCUUAAGAAGGAGAAAGAGCAGUUGCAGCAGGAAAUCAGAGAUUGGAGUAAAUCACAUGCUGAACUGAGUGAGCAAAUCAAAUCAUUUAAGAAGUCUCAGAAAGAUUUAGAAGUAGCUCUUACUCACAAAGAUGAUAAUAUUAAUGCUUUGACUAAUUGCAUUACACAGCUGAAUCGGUUAGAGUAUGAGUCUGAAUCUGAGAUUCAAAAUAAAGGAGGAAAUGAGUCAGAUGAAUUAGCAAAUGGAGAGGUGGGAGGUAACCGGAAUGAGAAAAUGAAAACUCGAAUUAAGCAGAUGAUGGAUGUCUCUCAGACACAAACUACAAUAUCAGUAGUUGAAGAGGAUCUAAAACUCUUACAAUCUAAGCUAAGAGCCUCCAUGUCCACAAAAUGUAACCUGGAAGAUGAAAUAAAGCAAUUAGAAAAGGACCGCAGUUCACUGCAGUCUGCCAAAGCUGGACUGGAAGAUGAAUGUAAAACCCUGAGGCAGAAAGUGGAGAUUUUGAGUGAACUAUACCAGCAGAAGGAGAUGGCUCUGCAAAAGAAAUUGAGUCAAGAAGAGUAUGAGCGGCAAGAAAGAGAGCAGCAGCUGUCAACUGCAGAUGAGAAGGCGGUUUUGGCUGCAGAGGAAGUAAAAACUUACAAGCGGAGAAUUAAAGAAAUGGAGGAAGAAUUGCAGAAAACAGAGCGCUCAUUUAAAGACCAGAUUGCUGCUCAGGAAAAAAAAGUGCAUGAUAACUGGCUAAAAGUUCGUGCUGCAGAAAGGGCUAUAGCUGAAGAGAAAAGGGAAGCCGCUGACCUGAGACACAAAUUAUUCGAAAUAACUCAAAAGGUGGCACUGCAGCAAGAAGAGCCUGUGAUUAUAAAACCAAUGCCAGGAAGACCAAACACACAAAACCCUUCACGGAGAGGUCCUCUGAGCCACAAUGGCUCGUUUGGCCCAUCCCCUGUGAGUGGUGGAGAAUGCUCCCCUCCACUGGCAGCAGAGCCACCCGGGAGGCCUCUCUCCGCUACGCUCAACCGAAGAGAUAUGCCUAGAAGAGAAUUUGACCCAGGAUCUGGUGCAGCUGCCGUGAUGAACAGCAACUCAAGAAGCUCUUCCCCUUCUAAGGUGAUGGACGAGGGCAAGGUUAAUAUGGCUCCUAAAGGCCCCCCGCCUCCUUUUCCGGGGGUGCCCCCCAUGAGCUCCCUGGUUGGAGGCCCCAUCCCACCACCCAUUCGAUAUGGACCACCUCCUCAGCUCUGCGGGCCUUUCGGGCCUCGGCCUUUUCCUCCACCAUUCGGUCCUGGUAUGCGUCCACCACUAGACUUAAGAGAAUAUCCACCAGGCGUUCCACCUGGAAGACGGGACCUGCCUUUUGACCCUCGGGGAUUUGUACCAGGACACACACCAUUUAGACCUUUCGGCUCUCUUGGCCCGAGAGAGUACUUUAUUCCUGGUAGCCGAUUACCACCCCCAACCCAUGGCCCCCAGGAUUACCCACCACUACCUGCUGCAAGAGACUUCCUCCCUUCGGGCUCGAGAGAGGAGCCUUUACCUGCCUCUCAGAGCAGUAGCCAGGACUGUUCACGGGCUUUAAAACAGAGCCCGUAACUAUAACCUCUGACGGUUGGGGAGAAAGUGGACUAUACACUAUUCAUUACAGUAAAGGACUUCAUUGGCUUCAAAAUCCAGAAGUUCACUUUAAGAUGUUUUAGAACUAAGCUGCCUUGGCAGUGCGCUUCUUGAGCCAAACAAUUCAAAAAUGUGGUUUUCCUCCCUAGAUAAAAAUCACCUCUUAAGCUAGAGCAUCCUUACAAUUUUCAAAUGUGCAAUAAAGAAUUCCUGUGUUUUAGUUAAUGUAGCAUAUGUAUGUAAUUGCUAAACGAUUUAGAAUGUCAUAAAAAAUAUAAACAUUUCCUGUGGAAAUGCUUUAAGAACAUGUAUUUCCAUUAUCCUGUUUUUAGUAUGCACUAGAUAAAUACAUAGCAAUGGUGUUUAUAAGACUGUUACGCUAAAAAUGUUUACUAAAAGAUCACUAAACUUCAUCUCCCCUCUUGCUGAAGUUCUCUGUAGUAAUAGUUAAUAAAAAUUUGUUUUAUUAGUAUA